AUGAAUAGCCCUUACUCCACAAACCCAAACCUCCUCCACAAAAGCACCACCAGCAGGGUGGGCAGAGAGAAUCAGCGGUACAAUCCCGACACUGGCUCCCGCAUGGUUGCAGGAUGUAUCUGCUUGAAUGUCCCACAAGAUAAGGUGAUUAUGAUUCUGUCAUCGGUUCAUCCCAACAAGUGGGUAUUACCCAAAGGAGGCAUCGAGCUCGACGAAGGCGACGACUUCGUAGUCUCUGCCGUCAGAGAAACAUGGGAAGAGGCCGGGUGUGAAGGGAAAAUUGUGCAAAAGCUUCCAAUUGUGUAUGAUAGUCGAGGCAGUAAAGCACCAAUUCUACCACCAGGAAAGGAGUUUGACCCCCAAAAGACGGUUCCCAAGUCCGAGUUCCAUUUCUAUGAGAUGGAGGUCGAUACUCUUCACACGCAAUGGCCCGAGCUGAGCAAAAGGAAAAGACGGUGGUGUACGUAUUCGGAAGCUAAACAUGAACUAUUAAAGGCUAAUCGCAUUGAGUUGGUGGAGGCCUUGAACCUGAGUGGUAUUCAUAAGGAUGAGGUGCUUGACACCGCCACCGAUGCAUAUUGA
This is a messenger RNA of Yamadazyma tenuis ATCC 10573, 582 nucleotides long. The record is from RefSeq and is a predicted model, not a curated record. NCBI's taxonomy places the organism in Eukaryota, Fungi, Ascomycota, Pichiomycetes, Serinales, Debaryomycetaceae.